CUUGCAUUUUAUUAUACGUCAUCAUCAGUCGACAACAUUUUUGUUCCGUUUUUCGCACAGAAAGGAGGAUCUGUCAACGUGCUUCAAAAAAUAUGCAAUAACUGGUUUUCUGCUUUCUUCUCUCCAUCAACAUGGCCGCUCAGAGAGUGCUCCCUCAAAGUAAAGAAACGCUUCUUCAGAACUACAACAAAAGACUCAAGGAUGAUAUCCGGUCCAUUCUAGACAACUUUACAGAAAUCAUUAAAACUGCAAAGGUGGAGGAUGAGACCCAGGUCUCUCGAGCUACCCAGGGGGAGCAAGACCACUAUGAGAUGCAUGUCAGGGCAGCCAACAUUGUGCGUGCGGGUGAGUCGCUGAUGAAGCUGGUGUCCGACCUGAAGCAGUUCCUGAUUCUGAAUGACUUCCCAUCCGUGAACGAGGCCAUCAGCCUGCAGAACCAGCAACUGCGGUCACUGCAGGAAGAGUGCGAUAAGAAGCUCACUUCCCUCCGCGACGAGAUCGCUAUCGACCUGUACGAGCUAGAGGAAGAAUAUUACUCCUCCAGGUACAAGUAGAAGGCACACACCGCCACUUAGUUAGCCCCCACCCCGUGCCUACCAAUUGCCCCACCCCACCCAUUCUCCCUUAUCACCACUCAUCACACCACUGUGCCUUAUUAGUUGUUUCCCACCAUCUCAUACUGUUUUCAUCUUUGGUUAGAUGGCUGCACUUACACAUGCUAAACAUCUUAUUGAACAUUAAAUACAAUGUUGCAGAUGAGCAUAUAAAGUGGCGGAAGUGCAAUAGCAUCAGUGGUUCAGGUCAUGAUGUCACUUGGUCAGUAUUAUCUAUGGCCCUACUUAUGUGUGAAUUAAGUGCCUUGUAAUAUAUGACCCAGGGAGUUAUCAUGGGUGUUAUUUCAGUCUAUUUGGAAGGCAGGAAGUCCCUAUGUGGUUAUAAGGAGUUUCUCAAAUAUGUGGUAACAAUGAAAGAACUGUAUUAUCAAAGCACUUUACAAAAAGGUAUUGUGUUCAUUUUAAGGACUUAGUUAUUGUGCUAUUAAUACUUUUAUGCCGGACUCAUGGAUGUUAAGAUCUAAACUGUACGGAUCUGUGAAACUUCAAGCAUAAGGGGAAGGUAUCAUAUUCUACAGUACCUCCCCAUGAAGUACCAACAUUUGUAAAGAUAAGACACAUUUAUAAAGAACCAAAAACAAUAUUCAAAUAAUAUAAUCAAACAUAUCUAGGACCAUUAUUGUUGAUAUGUAUGUUUAUUAUUAUCAGCUGUGUAUUCAUAGGCUUCCUGAUAUUUUAAAUUUGUGUUAUUUAUUUUCUAUAGAAAGAUGUAUGACUAUCAAACAAAGGAAGAAAGUUUCCUAGACCUUUCCUUUUGUAAACAGAAUCUAGCAUGUUGUAUUUUUUUUACAUGUCUUUAUCCCACAAAGUGACACUAUUCGUAACUGCAAACCAUGUCAAGCAAGCAUGCACAGUUGCACACUUAUUUACCAUAUAUGGCCAUAUGUAUCCCGUCUGUCAGCUAUUUUCAUAGGCUUAUGCUCUAUUUAGUCAAAAAUAAAAUAGAGACAAAAUAA
This is a messenger RNA of Hypomesus transpacificus, 1570 nucleotides long. RefSeq names its product mediator complex subunit 22 (gene med22). The coding region runs from base 132 to 554 and encodes 140 amino acids. The record is from RefSeq and is a predicted model, not a curated record. Gene Ontology annotation, cellular component: mediator complex. The transcript has 4 exons. Gene Ontology annotation, biological process: regulation of transcription by RNA polymerase II. Gene Ontology annotation, molecular function: transcription coregulator activity. NCBI's taxonomy places the organism in Eukaryota, Metazoa, Chordata, Actinopteri, Osmeriformes, Osmeridae.